Messenger RNA from Fusarium coffeatum, 627 nucleotides. RefSeq lists its product as uncharacterized. Bases 1 to 627 code for a protein of 208 amino acids. Lineage: Eukaryota; Fungi; Ascomycota; Sordariomycetes; Hypocreales; Nectriaceae. The transcript has a single exon. The record is from RefSeq and is a predicted model, not a curated record.
AUGUCCGGUUCUUCAUCUGGAAAAAUUGUCGUCCUGAAUGGCUUCCCAGGGACAGGAAAGCUCACCGUUCUGAAGCAUCUUCAGAAGUACCUCCCCACUGAAACAACAUGUCUUCUAGACAACCACCUCCUCAUUGACCCCGUGGUCGCAGUCAUUCCAAACCGGAGCGAUAGACAUCAUGAGCUACGUCGCUCAGUCCGAGCCCCUAUCUUUGAAGAGCUGGCACACCAGGCUAAACAGGGCCACACCAUCCUCAUGACAGCAUGUCUAGCAGCAGACUCUCCACGAGACGAAGCUGUUUUUCGAGAACAUCUCGAUAUCGCAAGCAAAGCAGGAGUUCCGCUUUAUUGGAUCAACGUACACUGCCGCCACAAUGUGUUAGAACAACGAGUUUCUACGCCUGAGCGUCAACAGGGUAGCAAAACAAAACUGACUGAUGUGGAUGUUCUCUGGGGUAUACUGGAGAAGCAUUCGCUCUUUAAGCCGAUUAACAAUGGAGAUGGGCAUGUGAGCUUGGUCUUUGAGAGUAUGGAUGCGAGUGGUGAGGUGGAAACUUCUGUGAUAUGCCUGUUGAAUAUAAUCACGAGUACCAAGGCCGCAGCAGAAGACAAAUCAGCUUCCCAAUGA